Molecule: messenger RNA, 3658 nt
Organism: Drosophila eugracilis
Lineage: Eukaryota; Metazoa; Arthropoda; Insecta; Diptera; Drosophilidae
Exons: 14
Coding region: 258-3545 (1095 amino acids)
Biological process (GO): positive regulation of actin filament bundle assembly
Cellular component (GO): nucleus; actin cytoskeleton; Z disc
Molecular function (GO): actin binding
Source: RefSeq, a predicted model, not a curated record
UAAUAUAGUAAAUAGGCAAAAAGUGGACAGUGUGGAGGCUAUCUUUAAUGUGCACUCAUAUUCUCGAAACUUAGAACCGUAUUCUUGUUCCUUCUUUUGGUCUAUUCAGAUAUUAGUGUUAUUCUUAUCUUUAAAUUAUUCAUUGUAUUGUAUGCAAUAAGCAUUUUUUUGUAACAGACAACAAGUGGAUAUAAGCACCAAAAAGUGGUAAACUGUUUAUACAUACAUACAUACAUAUAUUGGUAAAUUUUUGCGAAAUGGAUUCUACCUCAAAUAUCGUGGAAAAAGUAGUCGAACCAAAUAAUGAAACGAAAGAUGUUCAUGCUGAUGUGGAUAACGAUAAAUCAGCCGAAAAACUUUUGGAUUCAACGAUUGACACCGACCAAUCUGUGAUCCUAACAUGUAAUAAAAACGACGACGAAUUAAUAAUUGAUGAAAGUGCAUCCAAAGAGUGCAAAUCAGAAGAAAAUAUUACAUCAGGUGAAGCAGUAUAUUCAGCCCCAAGCGCGGCAACUAUAAUUGAUAAAGGGUUAAUACCUACUGGUUCUUUUGAAGAUAAUACAAAUGAUGGAAUAAAUGAAAGCUCAAGCGCGGCUACUAUAAUUGAUAAAGGGUUAAUACCUACUGGUUCUUUUGAAGAUAAUACAAAUGAUGGAAUAAAUGGAAGCUCAUAUAUAGAAUCCGAAAACCAGACCGUAGAAGAUUUGUCUAUGAAACCAAGUUUAUCUAUUAUUCAAGAAAAUUCACUUGCUAAUAUUAAAAUCAAUUCGAUUAACACUGAUUCUGAGGCUACCCCAAAAGAUAAUAUAAUAGACGACACAAAUAUUGUAAGCGCAUCGAAUGAUGAAGAAGUACCUGCCCAAGAAGAUGAGGGCGAACACGUUCGAAGUAUAGAGGAUGGCAAAUUGCACGAUUGCUCAGAAUCGUUAACGGAAAAAAAUCCCAAUGAACCUACAACCAUUUCACCUGACCUGUUCAGCGAAUGCACGAAAAGCGAAAUCGUUACAUCAACCAAUCCUGUCAAUAAAUUGGAAGAGCUUAGUGAAAAUGUUAAAUGCAAAAAUGAAGAAUUAUUCCACAAGCUGUUGGAAGAAAGUACCAAUCAAUCUAACAAUUUUAAUUCACAAAUUCGGGAAAGUGGUCGUGUGGGACUAUCUGAUCAGAACGAAUUUAAUAACCAAAUUCUGGAAAUAAUAUCGGACAUAGACAUAAACAUUAAAGCACAAGAAAAAAUAACUCAGCUUAAAGAACAGGAAUUAAAACUUAUUCAGAAACAAAACGAUUUGGCAAAUCAAAUUCAACAGCAACAGAUCUUAGCACAGAAGUUGAGUGCACAAAAUCAACAAACUCAAUAUCCAAGCGGUAAGCUCGACUUACUAAGCCGACAGCAAAAUGAGCGCUCUAUUUCAACGUCGGGGCUGAAUGAGGAUGCGGCUUUAAAAGAAGCAACAAAUGUAUCGAAGACGGUUGACUUGCGCAAAAUAUUUACUCCUGCGACCGACACUAACGAGAUAUUGCCGAAAAAUCGGAAGCUAUAUGCCUCGUCUGCAUUUUAUUCUCCGUCACUACACCCUACUGUGGAAGACCAAGUAGAACUAGCACGAAGAAUAUCACAUUCAUUAAGUGAUAUAAGUAACCAAACCUCUAAGGGUCAAUCAAUGUAUGUCAAUCGAAAAAAACGCUCAGACAAGUGGGUUCAUGAAGGUAGCUCUCAAGGCAAUGAAUGCUCUAAUGGCGCUAUGAAUCAAUAUAAAGAGAAUUCAGAAAGGAAUUCCUCAUUGGAAAUUACAAAGUUGGAAAAAAUACCGCUUAAGCUCAUAAUGAACCCAAACGGAAAAGUCCGUGAUUAUAAUUCACUGAAAGAAUUGAUUAACGUUGAAGCUGGCCUUUUAUGUCCUGACAAUUGCGCUGAACUAAUAACUGCACUACAUCUUCAUCAAGGACGAGGUGCUGAACUUUUUGCGAAGCGCCGCAGAAAGGCUGAUAACUGGGUAGUUGAUGAAAGCAAUUUAGGAACUCAAAAUCAUCCAUCUGGUAUUCCAGAUCACCAGCAACAUCAACAAAGGGCGACUAUAUCACAAAACAUUUUUCCUGCAUAUUCUGAUGCGGGAAAACAUCGCGUUCAAUUAAAUAUUCAUCAAAAUCAGUUAAUCGAAAAGUAUUCAAGGCCAGGACUGCAAGUGGUUCAGUCGCCGUGGGAAGCAGCUUUAGAAACUGGUUCAGCAAGCUCAGCGUUUUUGGAGGAAAACAAAAGUCAAUGUGCCUUACGUACUGCCAUAUCACCAAUUCAAUAUUCCCAAUGUGCUAGCAAGGAUUUAACGGAUUCUUUGGAGCCCUUUGGAGCUUCUUUGGAACCCACACACUUUAGACCCCAGAAAAAUUAUACAAACAUCAUUGCUUCCCCGCCUCAAUCGUUUAAUGUGCCCUCAAACCCACAAAGGGAACUUGCAUAUACUCCAUCUGUUGCUCAAGGCUGGGGUGGUCGCACUGUGGAACUACCGAAAGAUUCAUUUUGGCAGACUCGCCCCCAGUAUGGGAACGCCGAUGACAGCACUCAUAAUUGUAAUUAUUUAUUUGGAGACCAUUUGGCUUCUGAUUUCGCUGUUAAUGUGGAGAAUCGAUUAAUUGAACUCGAAAAAUUUCAAAAGUACCUAAUGGAACAACCUGGUUUUAAAACAGAAAUGUUAAGGAACAAAGAAAAUGUUUAUAAACAUUCAACCAAACUAACCCUGGCGUCCCAAAGCUCAAAAGAUUUAAUACCAAAAUCAGAAAUUGACGUAUUAGGACGAAUUGAACAGAAAAUCAAAAACGACGUAGAUCAAACUGUAAAUGUUCGUGAUAUUAUACAAUCUUUUGAGGUACAAAACAUAACUGAAUCGACAAAAUGUCGAGCCAUCCAAGCUACAGAACCUAUGAACCAUGAAGGAUUAUAUGUUCCAAAAGAAAUAUCUCUUUCAAGCUAUGUAGCACCUCCGCAGCAGUACGGAGGGUACAACAAACAUUUUGAAUCACAACGCUCUUUAUCGGGCUCAUUACCAAAAUCUACUACAAAAUUGCUUGCAAACGAUGACAUAAAGAAAAGUUCAUUGGCACCGGAAUUUAAAAUUAGAUUUAAUACGGUUCCGCCAACUGAGCAGCUUCACUCACCGUGCAGCUAUAAAAAAAAACCAAACGGGGUCGAAAACUUUUCGCCUCAGGUCAAUUUUAGCCCGUCACCAUUGUCUUUUAAUAAAUUGGCUAUGUAUGAACAGCCUGAUCAGAGAAACAUGAAAAUUACAAGUAAUGCUUCACCAACACAAUAUGGAAUUACAUCCUUCGAACACGUGUCAGGGUCUCCAAGUUCAAUAGGAUCCGUUGAAUCACCACGUCAUAUGUUGCCAACUGGAUCUCUGAGAUGUGGACCUCUGACAACCGGCUCAGACUCUCCGCUGUCAAUUCGUGGUCAAAGCUUUAACAAAUGCGCCAGAGGUUGGGGAACCACACCCGACAAACAAGAACGAUACCGCUUGCCACUGGAAGGAAACUUGCCGUUCUCUGAUUUCUAGCUUUUUCUCAAGGACAUUAACGAUUUACGAAAUAUUUACUAACCGUUUUAAUUAUAAAUUGUAAUUUGUUGGUUUCUAUGGUUUUUUAAAUAAUAAUGGCACUACAUCGAAAA